Messenger RNA from Closterium sp. Naga37s-1, 1422 nucleotides. Lineage: Eukaryota; Viridiplantae; Streptophyta; Zygnematophyceae; Desmidiales; Closteriaceae. The record is from the annotation of a GenBank genome assembly.
AUGGCACGGCUCACAACCAUCCACUCCCCCUCCCCCAACCACACCAGGUACGGCACCCCCGGCAUCUUCUGCAACGACAAUGCCACCUGCCCUGCUGCCCCUACGCCGCCCACCAGCCCGAUGCCCCCUCCUGCGCCACCAGCCAAUCUCACGCUGCCAGCUGUCACCGACUCCAGCUCCCCUGCGUCUGCCAACUCGUCUGCGCCCAACGCCACCUGCCACGUGUGCCAGAGCUACUGCCUCGGUUGCUCCUCCUCUGCACCCAGUGCGUCUCCUGCUGCUUCUGCUCGCUCAGUCCCUCCUGCACUGCCUUGUCCACUGCACAACCAACCCCUUGGCUUCCACCAGUUCUCUCUCCCCGGGGGCCCUAGCAGCCGUAGUGGCGGCGGCACUCAUUGCACUCCUUGCUCUCAUCGCCCUGAUCAUCUUGCUCUGCCCCGUUUCUUCCCCAUGUCUUGCUUCUCACUCGCGGACACCCAGCAGGCCACCAACUUCUUCUCGAAGGUCAACCUGAUUGGGUCAGAUCCUAGACAAGUGCUUCCCUCUAUCCACCCUCACCCCUCCCCCCAUUGUCCACCACCCCUUCUCCACCACCCCCUUUCCCCCCCCUCCCUCUCCUCCCCCACAGCGUGCAAGCAGUACUCACUGGCGGACAUCCAGCGGGCCACCAACUUCUUCUCGGAGGUGGCAGACAUGGCACGGCUGAAGCACCCAGCACUGGUGCCGCUGCUGGGGUACUGCAUCGACUACAAUGAGGAGUCCCUGCAGAUGGAGCAAAUCAUCGUGUCCCAGUUCAUGCCCAACGGGGAUCUCUCCCAAUGGACCAUGCCAGGAGCCAAGCCCAUGUCGCUGCGUGUGAGGCUGGCGGUGCUGGUGGACGUGGCGGAUGGGCUGAGCUUCCUCCACAGCCGUCGGAUUGCGCACCGCGAUGUGAAGCCGGCCAACGUGCUGCUGGAUGCAGACAUGCGGGCGGCUGCCGAGCUCUCCAGUGGUGACAUCAGCUCCAUCAUAGACCCUCGGAUGGUCUCCCCUGCAGCAUCUGGUGCCAGCAUUGUGCAUGCUGAUGUCAUGAAGAGCCUUGCAUCCCUGGCACUGGCAUGCACGGCCAUGCCUGCUGCCUCUCAUCCCCCCAUGGCCAAAGUGCACUCACAGCUGAAGCAGCUGCACGAGGAGGUGGUGAGGCGGGAGGGGGAGAGCAUAUCGCAGCAAGGGAGUGGGCUGGGGGGGCUGGGAACGGGGGGAGGGAGUUGGCUGCAGAGGGAUAACCGUGUGUGCCCUGCAGCUGAGUCUGCGGUAAGGAGUGUGAGUGCGGUGAGGGGAACGACGGAUGACGAAGGCAGUCCUGAAGAGGAUGAGAGCUUGACUGAUGGGGAGGAGACAAGUGGAGAAGCAAGUAGGAGCACGGGUGAUGAACACAACUGA